AUGAACAUGGAAGAGAUUUUUAUCUUUCUGCUGAAUUUGGUCUUCAGUGUUCAAGCCAUUCGAGAGAGUAUCCCCAUGAAGAGUUUGAGCUGCUACAAUGACUACAGCUCCCAGAUGACCUGCACAUGGAUGGAGCAUUCAGAGGCACACGCCCUUGUUGGCAUGUCUCUUUACCAAAGGGAUAAUAUCAUCAUGGAGAACAAUGAGAUGCUUUGUAAACGCCAGACAGAAAAUGACUUACCUGAGGCUCCAGAAUCCUACGUGCACUGGGUUUGCCACACCACUAAAGAAAAUUUUGGCAUAGGUGUGGAUGAUACUUACAGCUUCAAACCUAACAAGAUACUUCGAGCAGAGCUAAAUGUUGUUCUCUUCCAAAAUGUACAGACCCCCCCACCCCAAAACCUGUCAGUCAGCUUGAUGAGAUCAGGAGAUGUCUUGCUGACCUGGAAAGCAGCUGAUGGAAGCCAAGGGCUGGGCAAUGCCCUUGACUAUGAAGUCAGCUACAAACGGGAGUGGGAGUCCUGGGAGGACGCCGUCUCGCUCUCGCUCUCCAACACCACCCUUUGCCAUCUCAGACUCCAGGACCUUGUCCCGGGGAGCAGCUACGUUGCUCGUGUCCGAGCCAGGCUGGGGCAGGCCAGUGGCUCCUCCUGGCCGUCCAGCCAGUGGAGCACGGAAGCCUCCUGGAAGACCCCUGAAGGUGGCCUUCAGCCCAGGAACCUUCGCUGCCUCUUCAACGGUGCAGAUCGUCUGACGUGCAGCUGGGAGGUGAAGAAAGCCAUCACCACCUCUGUCCUCUUUGGCUUGUUCUUCAGGGCCACGCCAACGUCAGCGGAAGAGGAGUGCUCCCCUGUGCAUGAGAAGGAGAUUCCCCACAUCCCAUACGUGGUCCAGAGCUGUGAGAUCCCUGUCAGCAACUCCAGCAGUCAGAGCCAGUACCAAGUGUCUGUGCGGGCCAAGACGGAGGAGAAGGUGAUUGAAGGCUACAAGAACAUUAAGGUGCUGCCGCCUGCAAAUGUGUCAGUAACAGGGACAGAAGACCAAGAGUAUGAACUGAGGUGGACAAAACACACUCUGAGAUACAACUUCAUCAAACAGAGAUACCAAGUGGAGUACUGGAAAAACGACCAGUAUGAAAAGACCCUCCAGAAGUUAGAGAUCAGCAAUGAUGAACCUCCCUUCAUCUUCACCCCGCAGAUGUUGGCCCCAUCUACAGCAUACAGGGGGAGAAUGCGGGCAAGGGUGAACACCCCUCAGGAUUAUGAGGGGCCUUGGAGUGACUGGGGUGAAGAGUUCACCUGGAAGACUGAGAAUGUUCUGCCAGAAGUCCUUCUCCCAGUGAUGCUCCCAGCUCUCAUCAUCCCAUUAUUAAUAGCUGCUUAUUGCAGCUCCAAGUACUUCCUCAGGAAGAAGAAAAUGUGGGAGGAAAAGAUUCCAAACCCCAGCAAGAGUCUCCUCAUCCAGAGCUACCUGGAG
Messenger RNA from Merops nubicus (carmine bee-eater), 1476 nucleotides. RefSeq names its product colony stimulating factor 2 receptor, beta, low-affinity (granulocyte-macrophage) (gene CSF2RB). Gene Ontology annotation, biological process: cytokine-mediated signaling pathway; immunoglobulin mediated immune response. The transcript is spliced from 12 exons. NCBI's taxonomy places the organism in Eukaryota, Metazoa, Chordata, Aves, Coraciiformes, Meropidae. The annotation marks the transcript as partial. Gene Ontology annotation, molecular function: cytokine receptor activity; protein binding. The record is from RefSeq and is a predicted model, not a curated record. Gene Ontology annotation, cellular component: external side of plasma membrane.